Molecule: messenger RNA, 397 nt
Organism: Cephus cinctus (wheat stem sawfly)
Lineage: Eukaryota; Metazoa; Arthropoda; Insecta; Hymenoptera; Cephidae
Exons: 2
Coding region: 3-374 (123 amino acids)
Source: RefSeq, a predicted model, not a curated record
AAAUGGAAAGAUUUUGGUUUCUCGUUUGGAUGUUGCUUGCCAGUCUACUGAACAGUGCAUUACCCCUGUACAGAGAUAAAAACAACAGUGCAAGAGACGCGGAUGCGGUUCAGGUUCUUCUCGCUAGAUAUCUACAGAAACGUCUUCAAGGCGCACAAUUAUCCACUCCACCGCCACCUUCUGUUUUCUUCAGUCUUAACCAUCAAGCUAGAGUGCGUUCAGCCUCCCAGAUGAAAUUCAACUCAGACUUACUUCAAGAUCAUGAAGAAAGACGUGAUCGUAAAGAGGAUUAUGAUGAUUACGAGGACGAUCUACAAGGAUUUGAGGAUACCGAAAGAGGCAGGACUAGAAUCAACCUAUUUUCCGGUAAUUAAACGAUCAUUUAAAUAUAACUCUU